AAGCAUGUGACAUGUUUCAUUUAUUUCUAAACAAUAACUUGCAACAUGCGUUUGUGAAGUAAAUAACCUCGAAAUGAGAUUAGACAUUUUAUUUUUUAUUACAUUACCAGCCUGUACCGUUGUAAAUAGUUUUUGUAUAGGAACUCAAACUUACCUAUGUACACAGAGAUCUUCCAGUUAUGUAUAUUACACAACGGAAUGUGGUUUUCUGAAUUGGGAGAGGUGUGGCAGGUCAAGGAAAUAUUAUGACCAUUCGUAUAAAAGAUGUACACGGUCUUGUCCGCCAGUUGACGGUAAAUGGGGAUCUUGGAUAAGUAGCAGCAGUUGGUCAAAAUGUACGAAUAGUUGUGGAAGUGGUCAUCAAGUAAGGAAAAGAACAAGAUCUUGUGAUAAUCCAGAACCAAACAAUGGUGGAAGACAAUGUUAUGGACUCAAAACUGGAGAAGAAAAUAGAUAUUGCCACCACAAUCCAUGUCCAGUUGAUGUCAACGGAGGUUGGUCUCCUUACGGAAAUUGGAGUUCUUGGACAUCGUGUACUGUACCAUGUGAUAGAAGUACCAAGUCAAGAGGCAGAAAUAGGGAAUGUUCGAAUCCGGAACCGAAAUACGGCGGGAAACAAUGUGUUGGUAGUCCAAAUGAAACUGUUACACUCCCUUGUAACGCAAAAGCAUGCCUAGUUGAUGGCGAUUGGAAAGACAAUAGUCAGUGGUCACCAUGGGGUACAUGUAAUGUAACAUGUGGAGGAGGAUUUUAUAGUCGGUACAGAAACAAGAUAUGCGAAAAUCCAGAUCAUAAAUAUGGUGUAAUGAAUUGUUCUGGCAGUAAUACGGAACGGCAAAAAUCUACUUGUAAUACACAAGGGUGUAUAUCAUCAGGUCUUUACUAUGUAAUUAUACCAGGAACACUGAUCCCUUUACUGGUUGCUAUUAUUGUGUGUGUGAUAGUUCGGAAGAAGAAAAGGAAUCGCACAAACGCUACUACACAUUGUAUCCAGAAUGUUGCAUACAUGAAGUCAGGGAGAGAUAACUCAACAUCCGAAGAUAAACAAAUUUCACAUAAGUUGGAAGAAAAGCAAAUUACAGAUGGAAAGAUAGAGAAUCUAUAUUUAAACACGAACAAUAAUCUGAAUUGCAGUUCUAAUAAUGAUCAGGGCGAUAAUACCUACGAUUAUGCUGAGGAGGAGGAUCAUUUUGAUAAAAAUGUCGAUGACGACGAUCUUUAUGAAGAAAUUACUGUAAGAUGUUAAAGGUUAUUAUUUGAAUAGAAAAUGUAUUAGAAAAUCAGAUAAAAAACGAUAAUAAAAUCAUUCUAAGAAACUGAGGACAAUAGAAAAAGGUAAUUUUUAUAUAAGAUGUCAGCCUUGGACCAAAAAUAUGUCUUAAACCUCAGGAAUGUACUAUAGGUUAACCUUCCGGAGCACCUGAGAUCACCCCUAGUUUUUGGUGGGGUUCGUGUUGUUUAUUCUUUAGUUUUCUAUGUUGUGUCAUAUGUACUAUUGUUUUUCUGUUUGUCUUUUUCAUUUUUAGCCAUGGCCUUGUCAGUUUGUUUUAGAUUUAUGAGUUUGACUGUCCCUUUGGUAUCUUUCGUCCCUCUUUUAAAUGUUAAGACAACUAUACACCAGUUUGCUCUGUCCCCGAUUGUAUAAGUUGCUUAAUGGCGAUUCAAGUAUUACUGUUUCUAACAAUGAUGUUAAUAAAAUUUGUCGAAAACAAAUAAAUGCUUUUUGUAAAAAAAAGUAUGGUUUUGAAGUUUUAUUUGAACAAGAUUUUUUUUUAUAAUUUGCGCCUGAUACAAGGAUGUGCCAAAAAAAAAUGAAUAUAGUGUAAAUAGAUAAGAAAAAUUUUUCAAUGAAAUUACCUGUUAAUGAGUUUGUUUCCUUGGUGUGACUAUACUUUUUUUUUUAUCCAAAAUAAACAUAAAUGUUGAUACAAAACAAUAAAAUUCUAACAGUUGAAAUGAAUAUGCAUAUUUUGUUAUGGUUUUGUUUCCAUAGCAACUCGUCAAAUGAGAAAUCUGUUUAUUUUCUGAGCAUCUUUAUCAUAAAUACUGGUUGUAACGAAAGAAAUGUACUAAAUAGUGAGCCAAAUACGGACCUUAUUGAUCUAACUCCUUAAGUCCCCCAUGGUUAGGCUUUAUGACUAUCUCGUCUCCUUUAAAUUUAUUAGUUUUUGUUCUUAUUGAGAUUGUGACACGAUGAUUACUGCUGUACCCCUAUUUUGACAAUUUUACCUAUUAUGUCUGUUUUGUUCACGCAUCAAUGUAAACAUAAUGGGAUUUGAUUCAACCGUCAUACAAUUUGAUUAAAUGUUUUCGUGUUGUAAGUAGCAAUAAGGGUAAAUGUAUCUUUUCAUAAAGACCUUUGGAGGGGACUCAAUUGUUAGAUCGUUGUUGAAUCGAGUAAUAAACCUUAAGUGUACGUCUACUGCAAACUUCGAUAUUUUGUUACAUUUGCUGUCACCUGCAAUAUUGUAAAUUAUUCAGAUACUUGUUUGAUCAUAUUUCAUUACCGAAUCGAAAAGAGCUAAUUUACUAUUUCUCCCUCUAAAAAGAGAUAUGUUAUUGUUCACAUUAAAAUGAAAUAUUCCUUUCUUAUUCAUUUAAACAUAAUCUCGCAAAAUAGUACAAUUAUAAAGGGGGGGGGGAAUCCACCAAACUAGACAUAAAUAUUAGUGAUUUUCCCUGUUAAAAAAACCUGUAACUGCAUGAAAAAAACCAACAAAAAAACAACAAAAAACAAACACGAAGCUAUAUUUUCCAUACAUUGUACAGUGUAACAUGUAUAUUAUCUUUCAAUUCUCAUUUUAAUAUUUUUUAAAAACAUAUUCAAUCAUUCGAUUUUGAUGUUUCGAGCUUGUUGUCAUUUGUUUUUUAUACUCAGUCAUAAAAAGUGUUAGAAAUAUCAUGAAGAUUUAAUGAGAUUUGCUUGAAAUUUUAAAAUG
Messenger RNA from Mytilus trossulus (common blue mussel), 2939 nucleotides. Its product is annotated as A disintegrin and metalloproteinase with thrombospondin motifs 20-like. The record is from RefSeq and is a predicted model, not a curated record. The transcript has 8 exons. The coding region runs from base 74 to 1246 and encodes 390 amino acids. NCBI's taxonomy places the organism in Eukaryota, Metazoa, Mollusca, Bivalvia, Mytilida, Mytilidae.